Nymphalis io (European peacock) is the source of this 3266-nucleotide messenger RNA. It is a transcript of the gene Ykt6, whose product is annotated as synaptobrevin homolog YKT6. Gene Ontology annotation, molecular function: SNAP receptor activity. The transcript has 2 exons. The record is from RefSeq and is a predicted model, not a curated record. Gene Ontology annotation, biological process: endoplasmic reticulum to Golgi vesicle-mediated transport. NCBI's taxonomy places the organism in Eukaryota, Metazoa, Arthropoda, Insecta, Lepidoptera, Nymphalidae. The coding region runs from base 235 to 831 and encodes 198 amino acids. Gene Ontology annotation, cellular component: Golgi apparatus.
GAUAUGUGAAUGGAUUCCUUGUUUCUUCUUCCGUUUUAUUUCCAUCCAGUCUUACAAAGUCUAUCAGAUCUGUUGGAUUAAAAUAUACAUAAUUUAAUAAAUUACAGAACAUUUUAAAGGUACAUAAACAAAUUGUAACAAAUAUUCUAUAUUAGAAUUAGACAAUAAUAAUUUGGAAGACAUUCAGUUUGGGCGUUAUUUUGGAUCUGGAACGGAAUAUCAUUGACUGAGACAAUGGUGAGAGUAUACGCAUUAGCAGUUCUCUAUAAGGGAGUGAAUAGUGCUACAGUAUUAAAGGCUGCAUACGAUUUGCAGAGCUUCAGCUUCUUUCAGAGAUCGUCUGUUCAAGAAUUUAUGACUUUCAUAAGUAAAACUGUGGUAGAAAGAACACAACCAGCAUCAAGGCAAUCUGUCAAAGAGGGGGAAUAUAUGCUCCAAGUUUAUGUAAGAGCUGACAACUUGGCAGGAGUAUUAAUAUCGGAUCAAGAAUAUCCAAACAGAGUGGCACACACUCUAAUAACAAAGUUUCUGGACGAAUUUGCAGUCAAAGUGCCACCUAAUAAUUGGCCUACAGCAAAUGAAACUACAGUAGACUUUCCUGUUUUGCCCCAGUAUUUGGCCAAAUACCAAAAUCCUAAAGAAGCAGAUGCCUUAACAAAGAUACAGAAUGAUUUGGAUGAGACUAAAAUUAUUCUCCACGAUACCAUCAAAGCAGUAUUAGAAAGAGGUGAAAAGCUAGAUGACUUGGUAGAAAAAUCUGAUAGUCUUACAACACACAGCAAAGCAUUUUAUAAGACAGCACGAAAAACUAACAGCUGUUGUAACUUCUGAGUUAUGAUCCUGGCCAUGUAUAAAAUUAUAGUAGAUAUUUUUCUUGUAUGGAAAUUUGAAUAUUAUUGUUCCAUGUUAUCUCAUGUGUGAUAAGCUUUUGCUGUAUAGUGUUAUAAUGUUAUAAAAUACCUUAAAAAUAUUUAGCCUUAUUUUAGUUUUUAGGGAUUCCAUAUUUGAAAUUUUCAAUUUAAAUAAAACUGAGGGAAAAAAUGUGACAAGAUCUUAGUUGGGACAGUAGUACUCUAAACAUGCCUUAUAUUUCACCUACAUGGGUAUAAGACUUGGGUGAAAUACAUUAACUUAAUCUUAUAGAUCAUGAAAUAUUUUAAUUUUAAAAUUUAAAUAUAUUCUCUACAAUGACUUAUAAAUUAAAUUAUUCCGACUUAAAUAAACUCAGAUAAAGAAAAUGAUUUGGAUAAUUUAUUUUAAAGAUUGCAGUGUAUGAGUAAAGAGAUUACAAUUUUAUUGUACUGUAAAUUAGUAAUGCAAUAGAUUUUAAAUAAAAAAUUGAUGGAAAUAUUGUAAUAAAAUGUGUAAAUUAUAUCAUACUUAGUUAAUAUAUUUAUAUCAUUGAAAUUUUAAUUUACAUUGAGAUAAACAAAUAGACCAGCUUACAUAUAUUGUAAUAACAUAAUUAUUGAUUUGAAGAAAAUGUAAAUGUUAUUAGAAAAUUGGAAAAAUAUUGUUAUUCAAAUGAUGUUCAUAUGUCACUUAUAACUACAUAAGAUUAAGCUACCUCUGUUUUAUAAAGGAUUUUAAGUCUGACAUGUGGAUUAGUAAAAAAUUGAGAUGGCCCAGUGAAUAAAAUGAAUAAGCGGAUCUCGACUCAAAAUCAUGACGCUAAAUCCAGGCUAGCAGUCUGAUCGUGAGUCUUCAUUAUUCAUAAUUUAUCUCAUGCUCUGUGAUGAAUGAGAGCUUUGUGAGGAAUAUGGGUCAGAUAAAAUUAAGCAACAGCUCCAAAUAUGUACAAGUAAAUAAAUAAAUAAUUAAAAUUGUUUAUUUACUAACUUACUAGUGAGUUGGAAAAGCAUGUUGGAAUAGGCUUUAAACCUCUUCUCUUCUCUCUCUAAGAGGAAGCUUUUAUCCAGCAUUAGAAACCAAAAGUUUCAAUAUAGUAAAAAUAAAAUAUGGUUAAUUCAAGAUAAUAAAUUUUCAAGUACUUUUGGUUUUUAGAUUUCUAAAGAUAUUUUUUCCAUCACUGUGUGGUGUUUUUUUUUUUAUAAUAUAUAAUAGGAAGGUGGACGAGCAUAUGGGCCACCUGAUGAUAAGUGGUCACCAACGCCCAUAGACAUUGGCACUGUAAGAAAUGUUAACCAUCGCUUACAUCACCAAUGCACCACCAACCUUGGGAACUAAGAUGUUUUGUCCCUUGUGCCUGUAAUUACACUGGCUCACUCACCCUUCAAACCGGAACACAACAAUACCAAGUACUGCUGUCUGGCGGUAGAAUAUCUGAUGAGUGGGUGGUACCUACCCAGACGAGACGAGUGAUUGUGUAAAGAUAUACUCAAUAACAUGUAACUGCCAAUAUAGUAUGGCAGCUAUAAAUCCACCAUGCUAAUCUGAAUUUUGUAUCAUUCUCAAUAAUAAGAGAUGAAAAGAAAAGAAGCCUGCCUACACUUUUCCACAUUUCAUUGUUUUAAUAUGAGAUGUUCAUAGCAUAAGCUGUAAAUUUAUUGUUUAUAUUAAUUUUGUAAGAUAUCUAUAAAAAUUAUGAGUAGUUACAAAACAAAUAUAGAAGAAGAGAAUAUUUUAUUAUUUGAAUUCUUCAUUUUGUUUAUAUAUUGUAAUUACCUUUAGUAGACUAAAGUUUAUUUUAUUAUGUUAAAGAAAAAAAACCAUAAUUUAAUGAUAACAUUAUUCUAUGUGUCAUUAUAAAUGUACACAUAGAAUAAUGUUAAGACCUUAGUGAUUUUAGUAAUUUUUUUAUUAAUAUUUUAAGUUCACAAUUGAAUUUGUUUAUAAAGGUAUUUUAAACAUUGCAAAAAGUAGGUUUUGGUUUAUGUAUUUUAAAAAUAAUGUUUAGUUAAAUUGUUUUAACAUGCAUCACAAAUAUGGAUUCCUAGAUGAUUUAUCUAAAAUAUGUAAAUUGAUUAAAAGUAAAAUGCAUUUUAAAAAGAUGUAAUUGAGUAGAGUACAUGACAAUAUGGUUUGUAAAUUAAUUAACAUGGUAAUGAUCCAUGUUGAAUAACAUUUUCAAAGUUAAACUAGAGCUUGGACGUGUCUGAUAGAGUUCAAUGGUUUCCAAUGAGUAUUAUAUUAUGUGUGUUGGAGGUAUCGUGGUAUUGCUUAUGUAUAGUGUUAUGCACAAGUUAUGUUAAACACUAGAUUUUCGUAGAUGUAGCCCGGCUAGUAAUCGUGUUGUAUCCAUCAUUUAGGGGGUUAAUCUGUGUAUAACUUGUAAACAGAGACUGUGAACUUAUUAUAAUUGUUUA